AUGCAACAAAACCCUGUCAUCCAGGUGCCAGUCUACUUGACAGAGUCUGGUUUUCUCCCAGAUCCAAACGAUGGCAGUUUAUACAUCCUGGGAGGAAAACACAAAGAAGGGCUGGUUAAACUCCCCUUCACCAUUCCAGAGCUGGUGCAGUCGGCUCCUUGCAGAAGUUCGGAUGGAAUUUUAUAUACAGGUAAAAAGCUGGACAUGUGGUUUGUGGUAGACCCAGAGACUGGUGAAAAGCAAACCAGUCUAACCACCGGCUCCUCAGAGUCCAUCUGCCCCAACUCCCCUCUACUCUACAUAGGCCGCACAGAGUAUAUGGUGACCAUGUUUGACACCAAGACCCAGGAGCUGCGGUGGAACGCUACCUACAACGACUACUCUGCCCCUGCCUAUGACGAGAAACAGGACUACAAAAUGGCCCAUCUUGUAUCCAGCGGUGAUGGACUUGUAGUGACAGUGGACAGAGAGACGGGUGACGUGCUGUGGAGUCAGAACUAUGGCUCGCCUGUAGUGGGCGUGUACCUGUAUUCCGGAGACUCUCUUAGACACGCCCCUCACCUGUCCCUCGCCAUGGAAACUCUGCGCUUCCUCACCUUCUCCUCUGCGAGUGAGCGAGCCGACCCCUACUCCAGCCUCAAGUGGAGCUACCAGUUUGUGAAGGAGCAGGCCACUGCACAGACUCAGCUGGUGCAUACUCUUUACGUUGGAAAGAUGGACUCUCACCUCUAUGCCUCAACUUCUCUUGUCCAUCAUGGAGUUUCAUUAGUGCCUCGUGGAGUGACCCUGGCGCGUAUAGAAGGGCCUCUGACAGAAGAGGUCACAGUGAGAGAGAGGGGGGAGUGUGAGAUCACCCCCUCCACAGAUGUGCGCUACCCCCCCGGGAGCACCACCAACCUCAAGAACCAGUGGCUGCUCAUAGGUCACCACGAGCUGCCUCCUUUGGCUCACACCACUAUGCUUAGGGACUUCCCUGGGGGUCUGCAGCGGUUUGGAGAGGCUGUGAUCCCCCCUCAAAAGCCCUCCCCUGCCUCUCCCUCCUCCUACUAUGACCAGCGCUAUUUUGAGAGCUCAGCCGGUAGCUCCAGAGACCCCAUCUCACAGAGGGGAGCGGGUCAGGCAGAGAGCCGAGAGAAGGCCCCACCUCGAUUGACCGUGCUGCCUGUGUUCAUGACUCAGGACCACCUCACCCUGGCAGUGCUCACCCUGCUGCUGGGAGGGUGGCUGGCCUUUGCCUUCUCCUACCCCCUUCGUGCAGCGCUGCACUUAAAGACUCAGAGACAGUUGGAGCAGGCCUGGGAGUCCCGCCUCCAGAGGAUCCAGAGCACCAUCCACACGGUCCCUCUAGACUCAUCCCACUCCAACGUCACCCAGGAGACCAGCCACUCCACGGACUCUCCUGGGGUUUGUCCAGAGCCUGUCUCCAGCUCUCAAAGCCGUUGUAGCUCCACAUCAGAGAUGGACACAAACAACACCAACCACAGACCUACUGCCAACAAUCACUCCAACCACAGUCACCACAGCAACCACUCAAACCACCUUAAUAGUAAUAAUAAUGGGGGUGAAAAUGAGGAGGUCCACGUGGGAAAGAUUUCAUUCAGAUCAUCAGAUGUCCUGGGACAUGGGACAGCAGGGACAUUUGUCUUCAGGGGUCGGUUUGAUGGGAGGCACGUGGCCGUGAAGAGGAUCCUGCCUGAGUGUCUGGAGGUGGCAGAGAGAGAGGUGCAGCUGCUCAGGGAGUCAGACACACACCCAAACGUCAUCCGAUACUUCUGCACUGAGAGGGACCGCCUCUUCACCUACAUCGCCAUAGAGUUGUGCGCUGCCACACUGCAGCAGUAUGUAGAAAAACCCAUCAGCUUUUCCGAUCUAAGUCCCAUCUGCUUACUGGAACAAACCAUGUGUGGUCUGUCACACCUUCACUCCCUAAAUAUAGUUCACCGGGAUCUGAAGCCCAGAAACAUCCUGCUCUCUGGCCCCAGCGCGGUGGGCCGGGUGCGGGCUCUCAUCUCGGACUUUGGCCUCUGUAAGAAGAUCCAAGAUGGCCGCUGCAGCUUCUCCCUCCGCUCCGGGAUACCAGGGACUGAAGGCUGGAUCGCACCAGAGGUUCUAAGGGAAACGCCAGGGAAUAAACCAACAGCAGCAGUGGACGUGUUCUCGGCGGGCUGUGUCUUCUACUACCUGGUCAGUGGGGGGCAGCACCCAUUUGGAGAUGCUCUGCGGAGGCAGGUCAACAUCCUGUCUGGAGAAUAUGCCCUCGUUCACUUCAAAGAGGAAAUGAAUCAGGACGUGAUCGCGCGGGACCUGAUCGAGCAGAUGAUCAGCCCUGACCCAGAAGCACGGCCCUCCACAGCCUGUGUGCUCAAGCACCCGUUCUUCUGGACACCUGAGAAACAGUUGCUCUUCUUCCAGGAUGUUAGUGACCGUAUAGAGAAGGAGCCCUCCGACAGCCCCAUAGUGGUUAGACUGGAGACUGCAAGCCGAUCUGUGGUCCGGACCAACUGGAGGAUGCACAUCUCAGUGCCUCUGCAGACAGACCUGAGACGCUUCAGAACUUAUAAAGGAAACUCAGUGAGAGACCUGCUCAGAGCCAUGAGGAAUAAGAAACACCAUUACCACGAACUGCCGCAGGAGGUUCAGGAGACUCUCGGUGAGCUCCCAGAAGGCUUUGUGUCCUACUUCACCAGCCGCUUCCCACGCUUACUCAUGCACACUCACACUGCCCUGGCCGUGUGCGCCCACGAGAGGCUCUUCCAGCCCUACUAUUUGAGCCCUACCACCUGAACCCUAUCCUCUGAGCCCUAUGCCCUGUACCCUACUCCCUGUGCCUUAUUACCCUUGCUCAGUGACCUGAACCCUACCUACUAUGCACUACUACCCUACCCACUGCUACCCUGCACUGUGAACCCUACUUCCUGUACCCUAUUCCCUGUCCCUGUACCCUACUCCCUGUACCCUAGCUCCUCUGAGAAAAAGACUGCAGAAUUCUAAUGCACACAUGCACACGCACACACAGGUCCGCAUAAAUACAAGGGUCAUUCAUAUGCAGUACAGUGUAAACCAUUGCAUUUAUUAUAUUCACUGGAUUAUACACAAUAGUCCACAAUAGUGAUAACGCAGUAUGAGAUACAGUACUUUAAAUUUCAUGUAUUAAUCUUGAGUUGACUAUUUUUCCCAGUUACUUUCAGGUAACACUUAGUAGUACCAGUAGCAACUAUACUAUUCACAGCCUUAAGCUUAAGGUGUAAAACAAAUAGCUUUCAGCAUUGAUGUAUACAUUAUUGUUUCUGAAGUUUUGCAUCAAAGUCUUACAUAUGGUUCUUUUCAUAGUUAUCUUUACUUUGACUUGACUUAGCAGACACCCCAAAUCCAAUUGCUGAUAUCAAUAUUGGGACUAAAAAUCUUUGAUUGGUGCAUCCCUAAAUAUAUAAUUUCAGUAGAACUUAAAAGACUGAAGACUGCAACUUUGUUAAAAGCUGGUUCUAUAACCUUGCACACCCACAUUGUGAAAUCUAAACUAGUCAAACUUAGAUUCUUAUUUGGAAUUCAUGUAUUUUUAAUCAAGUAUUUUCAGUAUCUAUAUGAAAUCAAACUAUAUGAAAUCAGAUUUUCAUAUAGUUUGAUAUGCAAUUACAAUGUUUAAUCAAGAGUUAUUCCGUUAUCACUAGUAGUCGUAUGUUAGAUUUACUGCAGUCAGAGGUGCCAGUUGUGUAUUUGUGUGGACAAGUUUACUGAAGGUACUGAAGGUAGCUACACUGGCUCAUAUUACAUACAAAAUAAACUAUUUACAACUAUUUAUUAAAAGUUCACAUAUUGAUCAUGAAGAUUUUUGAGAAUGAUUGUAACAUUUGACACAGUUAUAUUUUGUCAGUAUAUGAUCCAGGACUGUGAGGCCUCGCUGCUCCUGGACUUGAAUGAAGAUCUGCUAUAUACUGUAAUAUACUUUUGUACUUUUGUAGAAUGAGUGAAAUAAAAAAAAAGACA
This is a messenger RNA of Boleophthalmus pectinirostris (great blue-spotted mudskipper), 3984 nucleotides long. It is a transcript of the gene ern2, whose product is annotated as endoplasmic reticulum to nucleus signaling 2. The record is from RefSeq and is a predicted model, not a curated record. Gene Ontology annotation, biological process: protein phosphorylation; IRE1-mediated unfolded protein response; intrinsic apoptotic signaling pathway in response to endoplasmic reticulum stress. NCBI's taxonomy places the organism in Eukaryota, Metazoa, Chordata, Actinopteri, Gobiiformes, Gobiidae. Gene Ontology annotation, molecular function: RNA endonuclease activity; protein serine/threonine kinase activity; ATP binding. Gene Ontology annotation, cellular component: IRE1-TRAF2-ASK1 complex.